This is a messenger RNA of Stylophora pistillata, 730 nucleotides long. RefSeq lists its product as uncharacterized. The record is from RefSeq and is a predicted model, not a curated record. Lineage: Eukaryota; Metazoa; Cnidaria; Anthozoa; Scleractinia; Pocilloporidae.
AUGCACAAAGAGGAACGCGAGGAGAACGCCCUCGCUUUACCUUCCGCGGUUCAAGACACUCUUCUUUCACCGUCGUGUGGUGCUAGAGAUGUUGUGAUCCGUUUCCAAGACGAUCUGCUUCUGGAUCAAACCUCUUUAGAAAGUCCAAAUGACGAGACAAAGAGAAAGAUUCGUUGUUUAGAAAGAAAGGCAAAAAUUUCAAAUAGAAUGGAUGUGGUAGAACACUCGAGGGAAGUUUCACCUGCCGGGACAACAGGUCCCUUACUUCCUGAGAAUCUUGAUGUUCAAGAUAUUCCUUUUCAACUAAGCAGACACCUUUCUGGGAAUUUGAGUGGCGGAGACGAGUGGACGAUGGUGGCCGAGAGACUUGAGUUAUCUCCAGCAGAGAUUCGUUUCCUAGAGAAGCGGUCGCGUAACUCGUUUGAGGCUGCGCUGGUGCACUGUCGGAAUCACCAGUAUCUAACUUUUGGAGAGCCGUAUGAUGUUCUAGUUAAUUGUGGGUAUCCAGCAUAUGCUGACUUUUUGUGAAGCUAUGAUUUGAGUUUUAUCUAUGUAGGGUCUGUUUCUAUUCAAAACGGGUAAAUUUAAUGAAUUUGUGUAUAAGGGUCAGUGAGGGUUUUAGUUUUCUACACAGCACAAAAGGUCGUUUUGCAACGAUUUAGCAAUCUGCAGUUAAUGCUUUUAUUUUUGUAUAGCUUUAUCUCUCAAGCAUUUUUACAUACAUAUUCUU